CAACUCCAUUCUCAAUUGACCUCAUCUGGAGAGCAACCAGCCUCUGCAACAGUGACCCUUAGCACCUCUGCCCAAGACCACUAUUUCCCUUUCUUAUGGACCUUCAACGGACUCUCUCAUCCUAGGUAGUACUACAGCCUUGACUACUGAUCCAAAAGUCAACUAACGGCUAUAAUCCUUUUACCUCCCCAAACCAGCAUUACCCCUAUACUUUCUCCAUGCAUGGGUUUGUGCCACUGUGACACCCUCCCAACCUCUCCCUUUGUCUUUCCUCUAUCAGGAGCUGUGCCUCCAUGAAUCCCAAUCCUUUACCUCUACCACCACCAACAUAUGGCAGAAGUUCCACUGCUCAACAUCACCCUGUCAAACCCAACCUUCUUCAUUUUAACUGGCAUUCCAGGACUGGCAGGUACCCAGGUCUGGCUCACCUUGAUCUUUGGGCCCAUGUAUUUGCUGGCCCUACUGGGCAAUGGAGCACUGCUGACAGUGGUACAGACAGACUCUGCACUGCACCAGCCCAUGUUUCUCCUCCUAGCCACACUGGCCGCCACAGACAUGGGCUUAGCCACAUCUAUAGCCCCGGGAUUACUGGCUGUGCUGUGUCUGGGCCCCCGGACCAUACCAUAUGUUGCCUGCCUGGCCCAGAUGUUCUUUGUUCAUGCACUGACUGCCAUGGAAUCCGGGGUACUGCUGGCGAUGGCCUGUGACCGCGCUGUGGCAGUGGGGCGUCCAUUGCACUACUCUGUCCUAGUCACCAAAGCCCGGGUGGGCUAUGCAGCCCUAGCACUGGUACUGAAAGCUGCGGCUAUUGUCAUACCUUUUCCUUUGCUGGUGGCACGAUUUGAGCACUUCCGAAAAAAGACCAUCAACCACGCAUACUGUGAACACAUGGCAGUGGUGGAGCUGGUGGUGGGUAACACACGAGCCAACAACUUGUACGGGCUGGCACUCUCUCUGGCUGUGUCAGGUGUAGAUAUUCUGGGCAUUGCUACCUCCUACGGGCUUAUUGCCCAUGCUGUUCUGAAGCUACCCACCCGGGAGGCCCGUUCCAAGGCCUUUGGUACAUGUAGUUCUCACAUCUGUGUCAUUCUGGCCUUCUAUGUGCCUGGUCUCUUCUCCUACCUCACACACCGCUUUGGUCGACACACUGUUCCAAAGUUCAUACACAUCCUUCUCUCUAACAUCUAUUUGCUGCUGCCACCAGCACUCAACCCUCUCAUUUAUGGCGCUCGAACCAAGCAGAUCAGAGAACGGAUACUAGAAACCUUCAUCUUCAGAAAAAAAAAGUUCUAG
This is a messenger RNA of Sorex fumeus (smoky shrew), 1293 nucleotides long. RefSeq names its product olfactory receptor 52W1. Gene Ontology annotation, biological process: G protein-coupled receptor signaling pathway. The transcript has a single exon. The coding region runs from base 331 to 1293 and encodes 320 amino acids. Lineage: Eukaryota; Metazoa; Chordata; Mammalia; Eulipotyphla; Soricidae. Gene Ontology annotation, molecular function: olfactory receptor activity. Gene Ontology annotation, cellular component: membrane. The record is from RefSeq and is a predicted model, not a curated record.